AUGAUGGACAUUGGGAUUAGAAAGAUAUUCAAUAAAGAGCAUGAUCUCUUUAGAGAAAAUGUUAGAAGGUUCUUUAAGGAAGAAGUAGUGCCUUAUCAUGAUGAGUGGGAGAAUAAAGGAGAAGUCAGCAGAGAGCUAUGGAUGAAGGCUGGGGAGCAGGGAUUGUUAGGAUUAGGAGUGCCAGAGAGAUAUGGAGGUGUCGGAGGGGAUUGGCUGUCAUCCACCAUCGUACUUGAAGAGCAGUCCUACUGCAACUGCACUGGUCCGGGCUUCUUAAUGCAUUCAGAUAUCGUCAUUCCGUACAUUCUUCAUUAUGGGACUAAGGAACAGAUUGAAAAAUAUAUACCAAGAAUGCUAGCUGGCACUUGCAUUGGUGCUCUGGCUAUGACAGAACCUGGAGCUGGGAGCGAUCUUCAAGGAAUCCGGACAUUGGCCAAGAAAGACGGAGAUGAUUGGAUCCUGAAUGGUAGUAAAACUUUCAUCACAAACGGCUAUUUAUCCGGAGCCGUGAUCGUAGUUGCAAUCACGGAUCCCAACGCCAAAUCCAAAGCCCACGGGACCAGUUUGUUCGUAGUCGACGAGGGCACUCCUGGGUUCAAGAAGGGUGAGAAAUUGAAGAAGAUUGGGAUGAAAGCCCAAGACACUUGUGAACUAUUCUUUGAUGACUGCAGACUGCCUGCAUCGGCCAUGCUUGGUCAAGCAAAUAAGGGAUUCUACUACCUAAUGAACGAGUUACCCCAAGAAAGAUUGAUAAUAGGCCUACUUGGCUGUGCCUCCUCUGAAUUCAUGUUCGAAGAAACCAGACGAUACGUCAACCAAAGAAAAGCAUUCGGAAAGUAUAUAUCCUCUCUUCAGACGAUCCAGCACAAACUGGCAGAACUGAAAACAAGCAUCUGUGUGACCAGAAGUUUCGUUGACACCUGCAUCCAGAUACACAAUGAUCAUAAAUUAGAUUCAAAUAUGGCCUCUAUGGCUAAAUAUUGGGCCACUGACCUUCAAAACAAGGUCGCCUACGAUUGCCUUCAGAUGCACGGGGGCUGGGGCUACAUGUGGGAGUACCCCAUCGCCAAGGCCUACUGCGACUCUAGGGUUCAGCCCAUAUACGGCGGUAGUAAUGAAAUUAUGAAGGAAUUAAUAGCCAGGAAUAUCGUCAACAAAUAA
Messenger RNA from Helobdella robusta, 1161 nucleotides. RefSeq lists its product as hypothetical. NCBI's taxonomy places the organism in Eukaryota, Metazoa, Annelida, Clitellata, Rhynchobdellida, Glossiphoniidae. The record is from RefSeq and is a predicted model, not a curated record. Gene Ontology annotation, biological process: carnitine metabolic process, CoA-linked; long-chain fatty acid catabolic process; fatty acid beta-oxidation using acyl-CoA dehydrogenase. Gene Ontology annotation, cellular component: mitochondrion. Bases 1 to 1161 code for a protein of 386 amino acids. The transcript has 10 exons. Gene Ontology annotation, molecular function: flavin adenine dinucleotide binding; long-chain fatty acyl-CoA dehydrogenase activity.